CUGGCGAUGUGGGACCUGGGGCAGUGCGACCGCAGGCGCUGCACCGGCACCCGGCUGGCACGUCAGGGGCUGGUUCGGGAGCUGCGACUGGGUCAGACCUUCCCUGGAGUCAUCCUCAGCCCUGCAGGUCAGCGCAGCGUGUCCCCGGAGGACGCUGCCCUGAUUCGCUCCCGGGGCCUGGCAGUGGUGGACUGCUCGUGGAACCGACUAGACGAUGUACCCUUCGGCCGCAUCAAGGGCGCUGCUCCCCGGCUACUGCCCUUCCUGGUGGCCGCGAACCCCGUCAACUACGGUCGGCCCUGCAAGCUCUCUUGCGCGGAGGCCUUUGCGGCGGCGCUGUUCAUUUGCGGUCUCCGGGAGGAGGCGGUCGCGGUGCUGUCCAGAUUCAAAUGGGGGCACUCGUUCUUCUCCACGAAUGCGGAGCUGCUGGCGCGGUACGGCACCUGCGCCACGGCGGCGGCGGUCAUUGCCGCCCAGAACGACUACCUG
Volvox carteri f. nagariensis is the source of this 489-nucleotide messenger RNA. RefSeq lists its product as uncharacterized. Gene Ontology annotation, molecular function: rRNA small subunit aminocarboxypropyltransferase activity. Gene Ontology annotation, biological process: maturation of SSU-rRNA. The record is from RefSeq and is a predicted model, not a curated record. NCBI's taxonomy places the organism in Eukaryota, Viridiplantae, Chlorophyta, Chlorophyceae, Chlamydomonadales, Volvocaceae. The annotation marks the transcript as partial. The transcript has 5 exons.